This is a messenger RNA of Vitrella brassicaformis, 1448 nucleotides long. The record is from the annotation of a GenBank genome assembly. NCBI's taxonomy places the organism in Eukaryota, Vitrellaceae.
GGUCAAUAUAUGCUUCAAGCUGGCCAAAUCGGUGAGUUCACAUAGUGAUUUUGCAUUUGGGUUCUUAUUCGUUGACCUCUCGGCAUCUCGCUUCGUCAUGCAUCGCGUUGUGGUUCUCUUCGCGAUCGCCGCCGUGGCGGUGAAUGGUUUUCUUGUGGCCAUGGCUGCCAAACGCACCGAGGACAAACGUAUGGACGCAAGAGGGAGGAAGACGCAGAUCUGUGUGUGUGUUGGUGUGUGUGGACAGAUGCGUCCGAAAGUAGUGGGUCUACGCGUCUGUCGCUCAUGAGCGACAUCAGCCGCGCAAAGACCAUGAUAACGGCCGCCAGCUCGAUGACCGCCGCGGCCCUCGAGGCCAUAAACAAUGCCCAGCACCACGUAACGAUGUUUCAGGAAGCAUCCGGCAGAAAAGCUGGUACGCCAUCCAUUGAAUUCCAUUGAUGACACAACACAUGUGUUGUGUUGUGUUGUGUGUUGUGUCGUGGGUGCAGAGGCCCAGUGCACCCCGUACAGGGGUGUAGUGUGCGGGUCGGCUGCUCCUGACGGCACGCCUUGUGGCAUCGACAGCUCCGGUCAUCACUGCUUCUGCCAGGGGGGAGUCUGCGGAUCAAUGACAACGUAACCAAGCGAACUGUUAGUGUAUUUCUGCUGUGUUGGUCAACUGUGUGUGUGUGCCUGUAUGUCUGCGCGUGUGUCGGACGGCAUCAGGUCGUGGGACUUUGCAGAUCUGGAGUAUGGUCCGGCCACCGGCUUGGACCCCAUCGGCUCGGGCUUACUGUAGAUAUCUGCACAGACAGACAAGUAGCUUCGGUAGCCACCAGAGGGAGGGAGGGAGGGAGGGAGCGAGGGAGAGGACACGUACGUGUGUGUUUGCGCGCGGUUGGUGGGGCCAAUGAAGGGCACAUGAUCGUUUAAUGUUCUUCUGUGUUGGUUGGCGGCAUGGCAUGGCAUGGCCUUUUUGAAUGUCUGGCUGCGUGGUGUGGUGUCUUCUUUUCCCGCUUUCCGUGAGUCUGACUGGAAACACACCCCCUCCCCUCUGCUUUCUCUUCUCCCCCACGUGUGGGACUCUCGCUCGGUUUCUCGCCCCUUGGUGCGUGUGUCCGUGCAUCGGUGUGCUUUGGCGGCGUGUCAGUGCGGUGGGAAUGGGGUGACUGGCUGAAUGGCGAACAGAGAGAGGCAUGACGGGCGCUGUGGCUGGCCGUCGUUGCGGGUGGUGCACUUGUGCUGCGCCAACCGACACACACAAGGAUGCGCACACCCAACACGCACGACUGAUCACCACACGCACCAUACCGCUCGCCAUCGCCUUGCUCGAGUUCCUCAAUGCCUGGGUGGCACUUUGGAUGCAUGGUGGUAGCUAAGGACCCUCACGGAGCAAUGAAUCAGCACCAAGGACAGCAAAGAAACAGGAAGGCUUCAUUCACUUUACGAAUAUUGAGUCACAUGUC